Messenger RNA from Alexandromys fortis (reed vole), 2473 nucleotides. It is a transcript of the gene Trmt2a, whose product is annotated as tRNA methyltransferase 2 homolog A. Gene Ontology annotation, molecular function: RNA binding; RNA methyltransferase activity. Gene Ontology annotation, biological process: RNA processing. The record is from RefSeq and is a predicted model, not a curated record. Bases 434 to 2329 code for a protein of 631 amino acids. NCBI's taxonomy places the organism in Eukaryota, Metazoa, Chordata, Mammalia, Rodentia, Cricetidae. The transcript is spliced from 12 exons.
UGAGUGCCCCUGACGUCAGUGUGAGCGGCUGGUGGAAGGAUCAGUCAGGACUCGGCGCGUGGCGGUGACAUCAUCGGAAGCUGAGCCCUUAAAGAAACCAGGCUCGCUUAGUGUGCACUGGCCGACGGGAGAGGCAGGCGAGGCAGUGUGGCUCUCGCUGGCUACUGGGGAGCGAGUGGUGCAUCCCCAGUCCUCAGUGCCGGCUCUGAGCACCCGAGUUUUGAGUCCCUCUACUGCAUAAGGCGAAGCCGCAGCAUUUCCUCACGGCAUCGCACCUAAUUUCUGAGCACUUCGUGUGUAAGAGACCAAGGUGGUGGCCCUCGUGAGCACCCUGGUCCGGGCGACAGACGAACCGGGCGAUGAGUGAGAAGCUGGACACGGAAGUAAAGCGAAGGGAGAGACGUGCAGCUGAUGUGGAUGGGUUCAAGAGCACAUGGAGGACUGCGGCCCAGAGGCCAGUGCAGAACACAGCCCUGGAGUCCCAGAAAGUAAAGAAGAGAAAGAGGGGCCUGCACCAGCUGCAGAGUCUGGAACUCAACCUGGGCUCUACAGCUACAUAAGGGAUGACCUGUUCACCUCAGAGAUCUUUAAAUUGGAGCUGCAAAAUGUGCCUCGCCAUGCCAGCUUUAGCGACGUCCGGCGCUUUUUGGGCCGUUUUGGCCUACAGUCCCACAAAAUCAAACUCUUCGGACAACCACCAUGUGCCUUUGUAACAUUUCGCAGCGCUGCUGAACGAGACAAGGCCUUACGAGUGCUGCACGGUGCUCUCUGGAAAGGACGCCCACUCAGCGUGCGCCUGGCUCGACCCAAGGCUGACCCUAUGGCUAGGAAGAGGCGGCAGGAAGGUGAUAGUGAGCCUUCAGCAACGCAGAUUGCCGAUGUGGUGACCCCUCUUUGGAGAGUGCCCUACUCUGAGCAGUUGGAGCAGAAGCGGCUGGAAUGUGAACGGGUGCUACAGAAACUGGCCAAGGAAAUUGGGAAUACUAACCGCGCCCUGCUACCCUGGCUGCUCACACAGAGACAACAGCACAAUAAGGCUUGUUGCCCAUUGGAGGGAGUCAAGCCAUCACCCCAGCAGGUGUCUUGUUCACUGUGGUGUUUCUUCCGGUGCUGGGCAAGCAAGGUUGAGAUAUGGCUGCCUUUGCCACCUUCUCUCCUGCAGACUGAAUAUCGUAAUAAGUGUGAGUUUCUGGUCGGAGUUGGGGUAGAUGGCGAAGACAACACGGUUGGCUGCCGGCUUAGCAAGUACAAGGGCGGAACAUGUGCUGUGGCAGCCCCCUUUGACACCUUGCACAUUCCAGAGGCCACUAAGCAGGUGGUGAAGGCCUUCCAGGAAUUCAUUCGGUCCACCCCAUACUCGGCAUACGACCCUGAGACAUAUGCGGGCCACUGGAAGCAGCUGACUGUUCGUACCAGCCGCAGAGGCCAGGCCAUGGCCAUUGCCUACUUCCACCCCCAGAAACUGAGCUCGGAGGAAAUGGCAGGGCUGAAGGCCUCACUUGUGUACUACUUCAUGGAAGGGCCAGGCAAGGCCAGUGGGGUGACCUGCCUCUACUUUGUGGAGGAAGGACAGAGGAAGACUCCCAGCCAGGAAGGCCUGCCCCUGGAGCAUAUGGCUGGUGACCAGUGCAUCCAGGAAGACCUGCUGGGGCUGACCUUCCGCAUUUCCCCUCAAGCAUUCUUCCAGGUAAACACACCUGCAGCUGAAGUGCUCUACACAGUCAUCCAGGAAUGGGCUCAGCUGGAUGGGGGCAGUACCGUGCUGGAUGUGUGCUGUGGCACUGGCACCAUAGGCCUGGCUCUGGCCCCGAAGGUAAAGAGAGUCAUCGGGAUUGAGCUGUGCCAGGAGGCUGUGGAGGAUGCCCGUGUGAACGCUCUCACCAAUGAGUUGAGCAACGUUGAGUUCCACUGCGGCAGGGCUGAAGAUCUUGUGCCAGGCUUGGUGAGCAGAUUGUCUUCCCAGCGACUUGUAGCUGUCCUAGACCCACCACGGGCUGGACUACAUUCCAAGGUGAUUCUGGCCAUUCGUAGAGCUGAGAAUAUCAAGCGACUCCUGUAUGUUUCCUGCAAUCCCCGGGCAGCCAUGGGCAACUUUGUGGACCUCUGCAGGGCCCCAUCUAACAGAGUAAAAGGCAUUCCAUUCCACCCAGUCAAGGCUGUGGCCGUGGACCUGUUCCCACAAACUCCACACUGUGAGAUGCUUAUACUGUUUGAGAGGAUGGACCAAUACCCUAAAAGCACAGGAGCCUUGGGGCAUCAAGACUCUGAAACCCCAAGAAAUACUACUGAUACCACCUCACAGGAAACGGAGACUUCCCUCUCAUCCUAGGUUCUGGGAACUGCAGAAGUAGACAAAAGCUGGGAACUCGGCAUGAGGCCUACCUAGCUGUUAUUAUGAACACUGUAUCCUGUAGUGGGGCAGCCAGAAUCUAGAAUAAAUACUGCUGAUUUACUGAUGGUUUUGUGAAAGACA